GCUGCAAUUUCAUGGAUGAGCCGAACUGAUAUCUAGUUCCUGUGGACCCUUACCUCCAAGCUUGUGAGGCUGCGAGAGAGUUUCCAAUGACAGCCAGUCAGCUAUAACUUUGUACAGUGCUGUACAAGUCGUAGCUAAACACCAUAAGCAAUUCAUGGCUGCCCCUUCACUUAUUCUUUUUCAUACUAAUAAUCUAAGUUCUCCCUUUCCACUUUCCUCUCCAAAACGUUAUAAAAACCAAACCCUAAAUGAAAACUCCUUUUUAAACCUCAAGAAGCAAUCUCUACUUCCAAACUUGCUAGUCAAGAAUCCCAGAACCAAGAAUCCUCGCUCAGCUCCUGUUGUAGUCUUCGCUGCACAGUCUAAUUUCUUAAAAGUUGUUCAGACAGUAUGGAAGGUUGGGAAGGAUGGUAUCGAGACAGGGACCAAUCUUGUGCCUAACUCUGUACCGAGACCGAUAGCAAGGGUUGCGGUGACAUUUGUUGUAUUGGCAGUUUCGCUGUUUUUGCUAAAAUCAUUCCUGUCAACAGUUUUCUUUGCGCUGGCUACGAUGGGACUCGUAUACUUCACAUUCAUUGCCUUGAACAAGGACCAAGGGCCAAAAGGAGGUGGUGGUACCACUUUAGAGGACCCUGAAGAAGAAGCAAGAAGAAUAAUGGAAAAGUACAAGUGAAGGUUUUAGGAGUAAGUGAUCCAAUCAUCAAGUUUCUAUGCAUGAAGCAUGGCGCUCUAGAAUUGGGCAUGCGUUUAAAAUAGGAAGAGAUAUUAUAUAUAAAUGCAACCGAAAUUGUUCUUUUGUUUAAAGUAGAUUCAAUCCUUUUGUUUUCUAGAUAGGCUUCAAAAUUCCUGAGCAGUGAAGUUCUGGUUUGGCUUAAACCAGUACCCCAAGAAGUGCUUUUUGAAAUUAAAAGAAAUUCUAUAGAUAUGCACAUUUCUGCA
Messenger RNA from Populus trichocarpa (black cottonwood), 939 nucleotides. RefSeq lists its product as uncharacterized. NCBI's taxonomy places the organism in Eukaryota, Viridiplantae, Streptophyta, Magnoliopsida, Malpighiales, Salicaceae. The coding region runs from base 155 to 673 and encodes 172 amino acids. The record is from RefSeq and is a predicted model, not a curated record. The transcript is spliced from 4 exons.